GUCCCAUCAGCAUCAUCGUCAUCGUCAUCAUCGUCGUCGUCUUCGUCGUCGUCGUCGUCGUCAUUGUCGUCGUCGCCAUCGCCAUAAAAACUUUGGUUUCUUUUACCAUUUCUAUUGCCAGUUUUUUUAGGGGCCACAUAGUAUCCGAGUAAACGCAUUUCCUUUUUUUCUUUUCUAUCGAGGCUGUGAUUUAACGAAUCACGCAAGUAUUCGUACAGUAAGAAGCCGUUAGCAGAAGGAGCUACAUUUUUGUCUGGUCAUUUUUUUAUUUUUUCGGUGCAAGAAAUACCCUAUAUAAUUUCGCAAGUUUCAAGUGCAUUGCAUAACACUGAAGGCUAGUUUAGAUUUUCCCGUUACAUUUAUACGUUCUGUAAAAGACUGAGAAUUCUUUGAAAAGAGAGAUUUAAGAAAACGCACGUUAGGCUGACCUUUAACGUACAAAUUCUAUAAAGAUGUCUCUAUUGAAAUCGAUAGAAAGAUUGUAUUCGCCUCUUACUGUACGCAACUACGUUCGAUUUCCCUUGAGAAAUUCAAUUGGUAGGCGUUUCGGAUGACUCGUGUUCAGGAAGGUAGUUUUGUUUAUCGGUGCAAUAUCGGUGUUGUGUUUUUGUAUGUUUAUCGCGUAAAAGAUGCGCGGCGGUUCGACUGUGAAUACACGCUUCUCCAGUUUUCCCUGUCCGAUGUAAAACGAGAUCGUGGCCAACGAGAAGCGAUCGAAUCGCAAGAUAGAUACGAGUAAUUACGUCAGCGUGGUGUACUGGCACUUGCACGGGCAACCCGAGAAGCGUGUUACGUCUACGCAGAUGCAUAUUAAUUUGCGUGUCGUUUUACCGCAAAAUAUUUCGUCAGUCGCGAAUAUUGCACGCAAAUGCGUUCACUUGGGGCGUACGACAUUACAGAUGAAACCGACUAUAUACACUUGCCAUAAUGUGCACUCAUAUUAUACAUAUAUCUGUAUAUGUUUACGUGUGUAUACCUAUCUAUAUAUACUAUAACAUGUAUAUACAUAUAUAUAUAUAUAUAUCUCUCUUCCGAAUUUCAAAAGAACACGAUUAUUCAAAGAAAUGAUCGCGACUGUUCUGUCUAUGCCUUUAGCUUCAACUGGUCUGUUUUCUUUUUUUGAUUUUUAUCUUGCCCUCUUCCGCCUGACGAUGCUUCUUCACGCUUGCUGACAAAACCUUCGUGCGCUUCGCUACCUGCCAAUUAACGCCUGCCGACAAAUCACGCCGAUCAAAUAUCCAUGCGCCCGGACUACGAAACGUCCAACGAACGUUCGAAUGAAAAUUAAUCGAUCGAUGAUCGCAAAACGCGCACGCAAAACGAAUGAAACCAUUCGUAUGGAAAUAAAUGAAUGAACAAAAAAAUUAAACAAAAUACAAAUAAACACGCGCGCGCAUACGCACGUGACACGUGACAAAAACUGUGUGCGCAACGACGGUCGUCGUUGCUUCCACGGGCACACAUGGAACAAUGAAACGACUAUGACCGUGAUCGAUACACGUGCACACGUGGGAACGAUGCGCUGCGGAAACGGUGUGUCCGUACGACCAUGAAAAUAACAAAUCAAACAAACCAUAUGGAAAAUAUGAAAAAUAAUACUGUCCGUGAAACACGGGAACACUUGGACGAUCUGUCGUACGAAAUCUGAAAAUAAAAAGCAGACGGCGACGAUGCCAACGAACGUGGCGGGAAUGAGCGCGUUGGCUGGCGGAGUGUCAGGAGUUCCCGCGACUGCGGUUCCCGGAGGACUUCAGAGCGCCAGUAUGGCGAGCAUCGAACUCGGCAAGAAGCGGAUGCGCGACUCCAAUGAUGAUCUGCUAAUGAUGGACGUGAAGUCUGUCGGAUCGUUCUACUACGAGAACUUUGUCUUCCCAGGAAUGGUUCCGUAUAAACGACCGGCGGGCGACAAGUCCGGCAUGCCGGUCUAUCAGCCUACCGGCGCGACGACCUAUCAACAGUUAAUGCAGCUGCAGCAGCCCUUCGUGCCUGUGUCAUGUGAGUACACUGGAACACCACCCCUACCCACCCAAACCUCUAACCAAUCGGUCGUGCAACCCCCGAACGUGCAAAGCAACCACCACGCGGUGGUGGUUCAGUCCUCCUCCUCCUCCCAGGGUACCGGUGGCGCCACAGUCAAUAACUGCGCCGACGCCAACAAUGGCGUGCUGAUGGAUCCUUGCAACAACCCACCGCCACCGCCUCCAACUGCUGACAAUAACAGUAACAAUAGUAACGGCAAUAACAAGCAGCCGAAUGCGACGCAGAAUCACGACGCCGAAAACGCGCAUAACUCCCCCGAAUUGAAUCACUCGAGUCCCUCGACGAUCGCUCAGCAGCAACAGCACCAACAGCAUCAACAGCACCAACAGCAGCAGACUCAACAGCAGCAGCAGCAGCAACAGCAGCAGCAACAACAACAGCAGCAGCAGCAUCAACAGCAACAGCACCAGUUACAGCAGCACCAGCAACAGCAACACCAGUUGCAACAGCAGCAACAGCAAAUACAGAACCAGUUGGCGUUGUCCGCUGCUUCCGUGCAGCCGGCGAUGAGUCCACUGACUUCGGUCGCUGGCCUGACGUCCAUGCCCGGUGUAGUCAACAUGGUCUCCAUGGCCUCUAUGGCCUCCAUGGCGUCCAUGUCGAACGUGCCGUCGGUGACGAAUAUGGCGUCAAUGUCGAACUACAACCCCUCGAACGUCGCCAGUCUAAACAUGCUGAACAGCCUCGGCAUGGCGUCCGGGCUGCCGGCUCAUCUCGACCCAGCCGCUCUGGCGAAGGAGGUUGCCCAGAAGAAUUUCACGAAAGCCAUCAAAUUUUCGCAAGCGUCGCAGUCGUAUCCUAUCAAUCAACUGACGGCGUUGAAUUACACCGGAGUAGCUUUGAACAAACAGGCCUUGGUGAAUCCCGCAGCCGCGGCCGCGGCAGGGAAUCCGGCUUUAGCUGGGCUGCAAGCCACGGCAGCGACGCCCAGACCAGUCAUCCCGAACCUAGCCAGUAUUCCAGGGGCCCUGACCUCUCCGCUAUCGGCGGGGAUUCUCGCCUACUCGAGACCUCCGGCGGGCACUCAUAUCAAUCCUUACUCCCUGAUGAGACAGCAGAUCCUGCCGAAUCCUUACGUUCAAGCCUCGAUACCGACCGUUCCCAGCGCUGCCGCUGCCGCGGCGGCCGCCGCGGCUCAGGGCAACCCGUACGUGCAGAACCCGUACACGGUCCUUCCCGGUGUCCCCGGAGUCGCUGCCGGCGUAGCGGCCGGCGUACCGAGUGUGUCGCAAAUUCCACAAAUUCCGAAUCCGGCUACCAUCGCGGCGCAACCGCAAGUAGCGAUCCCCGUCAGUUCCGGCGUGAUCAUGCAGCCGUACAAAAAGAUGAAGACCUCGUAAACUGUUUGUUCGAGAACAGGAGAAGAGAGACGCACUGUCUUCUCUUCCCGUUGAACGUUCUGGUUCCUUCUUCUGGGCCCUUCGCAUUCUCUCUUUCGCUCGCGGACGCCACGCCGUCGGUCUUCAGAUUUCCCGGUCCUUUGGCUCUUUUAACUCUCACGCGGGAAACAUCUGCGCUCGACAGUUCGAGGAACGUGAAAUAUUUACAGAUUUGUUCGCGCGACGUCGCUCUCUAUCUCUUUCGUUUCAUUCUAGAAGCAGCGUGAAAUUUCAUUU
Messenger RNA from Nomia melanderi (Alkali bee), 3656 nucleotides. NCBI's taxonomy places the organism in Eukaryota, Metazoa, Arthropoda, Insecta, Hymenoptera, Halictidae. The record is from RefSeq and is a predicted model, not a curated record.